AUGGACGAAAUCGAAGUACCUCAGUAUUUUCUGUGCCCAAUCUCGCUCCAGAUUAUGAAGGACCCGGUGACUACCGUCACGGGCAUCACCUACGACCGGGACUCCAUCGAGAAGUGGGCCAAAACGUCGUCGUCUGGAGCCACCGUCCUGUGCCCGGUCACCAAACAGCCUCUACCCCAAGCCUCGGACAUGACUCCGAACCACAUGCUUCGGAGGCUGAUCCAGGCUUGGUGCGUCUCCAAUGCGAAGAAAGGAAUCGACCAAAUCCCAACCCCAAAAUCCCCUCUCCACAGAUCCACGGUGCUGAAGCUCGUUCGAGACCUGAAAAACGGCUGCAAUCGCGCGAUAGCCGCUCUGAAAAGGAUGGAAGAGCUCGCCGGCGAGAGCGAGAGGAACAGGAAGUUAAUGGCGGAGGCCGGCGUGGCCAAGGCGAUUUUCCUUUUCAUUCUGGCGAGAUGCUCCGGUGACGUCGGGAGUACCGAGGGCCUCGAUCGGGCCCUGAGGGUCCUCCAGCUGACGUGGACCCCGUCAGCAGAGAACGUUAGGGUUCUAGAAGAAAUCUACCCCAACAAUUUCGUCAAUUCGGUUCUGUGGAUCCUCAAUUCCAGACAGGAUUGCGCGGGAAAGACCCUCGCGCUAUCGAUUUUGAAAAAAUUCACCGAGGUCAUGGCCGGAUCUGUCCAUUUAGAGAGGCUGGAGCCCUCGUUCUUCGCCGGGAUCGUGAAGGUCUUGAGAGGGGGAGUUUCCCCGGCGGCGGCGAGGUCGGCCUUGAAGAUCCUGGUGGCGGCGGCGGCGGCGGGGAGGAAUCGGGCGAAGAUUGUGGAGGCCGGGGCCGUGGUGGAGCUGGUGGAGAUGGAGCUGGCGGGGCCGGCGGAUAAGAGGACGACGGAGCUGGUGUUCUGCCUGCUGGCGCAGCUGUGCUCGUGCGCGGACGGGCGGCAGCAGCUUCUGGGGCACGCCGGCAGCGUCGCGCUGGCGGCGAAGCGGCUGCUGCGGGUGUCUCCGGCGGCGGACGACCGGAUCCUAUGCGUGGUGGACGCCGUGGCGAGGUUCGCAGCGGCGCCGGAGGUGGUGGCGGAGAUGAUGAGGGUAGGCGGGGUGACGAAGCUGUGUAUGGUUCUGCAGGCGGACUGCUCGGCGCAUCUGAAGAAGAAGGCGAGGGAGAUUCUGAGGUUGCAUUCCAGCGUGUGGAGUAAUUCGCCCUGCAUACAAGUUUAUCUCCUCACGUGGCACGCCAGAUAG
Striga asiatica is the source of this 1242-nucleotide messenger RNA. The record is from the annotation of a GenBank genome assembly. NCBI's taxonomy places the organism in Eukaryota, Viridiplantae, Streptophyta, Magnoliopsida, Lamiales, Orobanchaceae.